This is a messenger RNA of Rhineura floridana, 5055 nucleotides long. RefSeq names its product SEC16 homolog B, endoplasmic reticulum export factor (gene SEC16B). The transcript is spliced from 27 exons. Gene Ontology annotation, cellular component: endoplasmic reticulum exit site; ER to Golgi transport vesicle membrane. Gene Ontology annotation, biological process: Golgi organization; autophagy; COPII vesicle coat assembly. Bases 272 to 3376 code for a protein of 1034 amino acids. NCBI's taxonomy places the organism in Eukaryota, Metazoa, Chordata, Lepidosauria, Squamata, Rhineuridae. The record is from RefSeq and is a predicted model, not a curated record.
CGAUGAGCUGACGUGGCAGCGAGUGCAUGUAGGAAGCGGCUAUGCUAAUAAAAUGGAAAGAGGCAGAGCUUGUUGUCAUGAUGGAAUUUAGAAGUAUCAGCAAAAACUUUGCUUUAGUGAUAGGUGGUGUCUUUCACUAUAAAAAAAUGGAAAUGGACUGCCUUCAAGUCAAUUCCGACUUAUGGCGACCCUGUGAAUAGGGUUUUCAUGGAAGUUCAAGCAAGUUUGAUAAGGAAAACUAAAAGAAAACAGGCCCUGCAGCAAGCCCAGAAUGGACUCUUGGGUUCCACCACGGCAGCCUCAGCCACGAGGGAGACAUUAUGCCUGGAUGGAAGGCUAUGACAGGGGCCCCUGGAGGGAAGUUUCCCAGGGGCCUCCACCUCCUCAGUCCAGGCACAAUGAGUGGCCGUACCAUCAUGAACCCUGGGCUGGGGUUCACCCUUGGCCAGAUGCUCGAGUGGAACCCCACCAUCCCACCUAUCACUUAAGGCUCCAAGGCCAUAUGAGGCCAACCUCCAGGGCAGAGUGUUAUGAAAGCAGCUAUCCCAACCAGUCAUAUUCAAGGCAAGGUUAUGAAGAUCCUUAUCGGGCUUUUUCGGAAGAUUAUACUUGUGGAGAUAACCAGAGAGAUCCCCAAGCACUGUGGAACGAGAGAGAUCUGAGACAGAGAGAUACCUGGGGAGACUGUGCAAAUUACUGGGAUCAGAAUUAUUACAGGCAUCAUCGUGAGGAAGGCAGUGACUUUGUAGGACAUAACAAUUUGACACCAAUCAGUUCCAGGAAGCAUGAGGCUUAUGGCGACAGUUAUAUAUCAAAGAAAGACAGUUCCUCUGAUGUAAGUUACAAUUCUUCUUUGCAACAAGGACAGAUUCGGGAUGAAUUCCAAUGGGACUUCAUGGAGAGGACCAAUGUUCCAGCAUGUGAGGUACCGCUGCCUGAGGAGCUGCCAAACCUGCUCCAACAGUAUAAAGAGUCAGGCCUCAGCUCUAGUAGCUACGAGCUUAGUCAGUACAUGUACGAGCCCUCCAGCCACUAUGAAGCAGCUCCCUCCAAGGACUGGAGCCCAAUUCAAGCAGCAGAAGACUUAGCAGCUACUCCUCAUGCUAUGGCACCCCUGAAGUUUUCCCUCCCCCAUGUACCUGUGUGCUUUGGAGCUGGGGGGCAGCUGGUUCGAGGAUGUCCUAAUUAUCCAGCAGAUGGGCAACCUGCCCUUGUUGAAAUACACAGCCUGGAGGUUAUCCUAUAUGAUACUGCUGAGCAAGAAGCAAUGAGAGUCUUCCCAGGACCUCUCAUCAGGGAGGACCUGCACAAGGUGGAUGUGAUGACUUAUUGUCAACGCAGAGCAGCCACGGGAUAUGACCUGCCAUCCAACCGAAACAGAGAUUCUGCCUUGCUUUGGAAACUUCUUCUCCUCCUGUGCCGGCAGAAUGGGUCCAUGGUGGGGUCAGAUACAGCCGAGCUGUUAAUGCAGGACUGCAAACAUCGGGAAAGGUACAAAAGACAAGAGCCAGUGGCCAAUCUGAUCAACCUGACGGAUGAGGAGUGGCUGGUGCAAGGCUGUGGGACUCCAGACCUUCUCACAGGGGAGAUUGUCCCAGGUGCUGGAACACCAGAGCAAAGAGUGGAGAAGUUCACCAAACUCCUGUUUUAUGGUAGAAAGAAAGAAGCUCUGGAUUGGGCCAUGAGAAACCAGUUGUGGGGCCAUGCUCUCUUUCUAUCAAGCAAGAUGGACCUGAGAACCUAUAGCUGGGUCCUGAGUGGGUUCACUAGCACUCUGGCCUUCAAUGACCCUCUGCAAACGCUUUUCCAGCUCAUGUCUGGAAGGAUACCUCAGGCAUCCCUGUGCUGUGGAGAUGAGAAGUGGGGAGACUGGAGGCCACAUCUGGCUGUUAUCCUGUCCAACCAAGUGGGAGACACAGAGCUGAAUUCCAGAGCUAUUGUCACUAUGGGAGAGACGCUGGCUGGGAAAGGAUUAACAGAAGCUUCUCACUUCUGCUACCUGAUGGCAAAUAUUCCCUUUGGCCGCUAUGGAGUUAAAACAGACCGCAUGGUGUUGCUGGGCAGCAGCCAGAGCCAGACAUUUGCCCAGUUUGCAAGGACAGAGUGUAUCCACCAGACAGAGAUCUUUGAGUACUGCCAGUUGCUGGGGUGUCCCCAAGCUUUCAUCCCCUCUUUCCAGGUAUACAAGCUGAUUUAUGCCUCUCGCCUUGUGGAUUAUGGGCUCACUGCCCAGGCCUUACAUUACUGUGAAGGGACUGGGAUGGCACUUCUUGCCCAGAAGCAGAAUACUUAUCCUGUCCUCCUAGAGCAAGUUAUCAAGCUGGCAGACCGGUUGAAACUCUCUGACCCACGGCUGCUGGAGAGACCUGCACAAGAGAUGACUUUGGAACUGGACUGGCUCUUAGAGCUCCGAACCAGAUGUCAGCAGUGGGAGGAGGAAGGUCUUUGCAGUGCUACCUCCACACAACCAGAAUUUCCCAGAAUCAGUGGAUCAAUACCAGGUUUGGCUCCCCAUUUAGAGUUUGCACAAAGUCAAGGCUGCUGGGAGGAUCUAGACCAACAUCCUUCUAGUCACCUGUCACCAGUGGACUCAGCUCAGUACCAGCCAGAUGUGGGCCAGAGAAUAUAUUUGCAUGCUGGACCAGGGCAUCCUAUAGAUACAACUGAUGCAGGGUUGGAGGCUUGUCUACCAGGGAGUGACCAAGGCUCCCUUUCUUCUCCAGGAGUUCCAGAUGAUCUCUCCUCAUGCCACCCACCAGGGGGCACCGUGGAAUCCUGUGGACCCCAUCACUUCCCUGGUGAUCAGAAGAACAUUCCAGAGCAUCAGAACACUUUAAUUGCCCGGACCCGAUCCAUCUCUGAGAGUUCCACUAUAUCCAUGGUAGAGGAUAUCCCACAAUCCCCAGAGGUUGCAGGGGAGGAAGUCACAUCAGAGAAUCUACCAGAAGAUGAAACUGAGCAAACAAAGGCCUCUAGUUUUGGCUGGCUCAAUUGGUUUCGAUCCAAGCCAAAUAAAGAAGCAGAACCCUCCAAGAAGCAGAAAGCAGCUCCACCACCAUUCCUCCCUCCCAUAGGUGAGAUGAGGCCUCCAUCACUUCCUCCUCUUCCUCAUCUACCUCACACAGAUGGUAACCCUUUUCCCAAAAGCUCUCCUGGAACCAAAAAUCCACUAGGCCAAAGCAACAGGAAAGGUGCCAUGCUUCCAGAUGCUGGAGACCAGGCUCCUUUCUCCAAACAGUGCAGCCCUGAUCAUUUGCCUCCACCCCCAGCAGGAGGAACAGUUCCACUUUUUAAUCCUGCUCAGGUUAUCACACCCACAGUCUCCAGACACCCGCAAAGGAUUUUUCAGCGACAGUAUCCACCUCCUCCACAAUAAUAAAAAACACCAAGAUAUUUCUGCCCUCUGGCAGAUCAGAAAGCAUCCCCUUCCCUGAAGAUAACAAGUCUGAUCCUUUAGGCAGCUGGCUGCUCGUCCUCCCCCCCCCCCAAAUACAACUCUCAAAAAAUGGUAUCAAUAAAAGUUUGAGGGGAUGAACAUGUAUCUUUCCCACCUUUUCUUUGUUGAAAGUACCAUUAAGCAGGUGCUAUUCAGUUGUGGUUCUUCUCACGUGUAACAAAGACAAAAGGAAGAUAUUUCAAGUUGGGCCUGGUCCUGGCAAUGAUAAAAAGGAGUAAACUGAAUGCUAGGAAAACUCCUGUUUCCUUUUACAAGCUGCAAUCCUAACCAGGUCUACCCAGAAGUAAUCCCCAUUGAAGUGGGGAUCAGGAAGGAACUUAGCAGCUACAGCUGCUUCCUUAGGAAGGCUACCCUCAUAGUGUCAGAGCUGCAAUCACUUGACAACAUACAUUCAGUGUGGAUGAAUCUUACAAGCCAUGCAGGCCAAUUCUAUGCACAUUUACUUAGAAGAAAUAAGUCCAAUGAGGCUUGCUCCCAAGAAAGUGUGGAUAGCAACAGGGACUGAGGCUGUAAUCCUGCACACACUAACUUGGGAGAAAAUCUAUUGAAUAAUAUGGGACUUUUAAGUAUAGGAUCACACUGUUAGGCUGCAGUCCUAUGCUCAUUUACUUAAAAGCAAAUCCCAUUGAAAUGAGUGGAAUUUAAUUCUAAAUAAAUAUGCAUAGGAUGGGGGUGUUGCAUAUCACAGGAGGGUAAACUCCUAACCUGCAUAAUUGCUUGGAAAUAAGUCCUGUUGAUUUAUUUCUAAAUUAAAUGUCCAAGGGUUUGUGCAAAAUAAUCAGGCUGCAAAAAUUGCAUUUGGUUCAGUGUAAUUCCCCUUUCCCCUUUAUGAAUGACUGGAUGAAAUCCAACAUUACUAGAAAUCUAUAUAAAGUCCUCAGGAGCUGGAUUUUUAUUAAAAUGGUUGUGCGUUGUUGCAUAGCAAUAGGAGAGGGGUAAGCCUGGCAGCCUUCCUUUGGGUGAGGUGGGGAAGGACUGGUGAAGAUAAUUGAGGGUUUUUCUGGAGAGAGUUGAGAUGAUGUGAGUACCGACUCUGAGUGAGGAGCUGCCUUUCCACUUGGGCUGAAAUGCUGCUGUCUGUGAAAGCUGCUGUGAACAUACUCAUGGAGGAGAUGAGUGGGCUCCUCUUCCCCAGUACCUCACCAAAAUCAUAAUUGUUAGAAGAAUAGCUGACCUAGUGUACUUGAGAAAGAAUGUGUCCUAUGCUCACCAACUCAACAGUACGCACAUGGGACAACAUUUCUACUUGGAGUGGCUCCAGAAGAAUAGAAGAAGAGCCUUGCUGGAUCAGAAUAAAGACUCACGUAGUCUAGCAUCCUGCUCUCACAGUGGCCCACCAAAUGCCUAUGGAAACCUGCAAACGACAUAAGUACAAUACUCUUGCAGGAAAAUUCUGGCCUUUGAGUUAUUUUGUAGGGUCCGAAGAGCCCAUUUCUUCCUCAUGUCUUGACUUUAGGGAAUAUAUGGGACUAGCCUUUAACUCUGUACUACCAUGCUUUGUUUUUCUCAUACAAAACAGUUGAUGCUCCAAGUUAUUAUCUGUCCCAUCCCCAUUUAAAUAAAAGCACUAUUAAAAUGGCAAGCCAGGUUUUUGUGUG